Caenorhabditis angaria is the source of this 1477-nucleotide messenger RNA. Lineage: Eukaryota; Metazoa; Nematoda; Chromadorea; Rhabditida; Rhabditidae. The record is from the annotation of a GenBank genome assembly.
AUGUUUGUUCUCUUCUUCUCCAGGUAAUGUUUCCACUCAAUCGUGAUUUUAUUAAAAAGGUAGAUAAAAAUAAAAUUCAGCUGGAUCCUGACUCGCCUCACUUAUUAUCCAUUUGUUGUUAUUCGAUCUGGAGUAACUGAAGCUGCUGGACUCAUUCAGGCUGAUUAUGAUUUGUAUGAUAUUUUCAUGGUGAGAUAUUUUUCGGGAUUUGGAUUUUGAACAACAAAUUUUUGCGAUAAAAAUCAAGAAACUUAAAAAUCUACAGCUGAAAUUUGACCUGAAUUUUCUAAUGAAAAUUAUUGACUAUGGCUUCAAAAAACUCCAGAAGAUCUCAGAAUUUUGAAGAUCCAAAUAUCAGUUUCUGAAUCUGAAAAACUUGAAUUUUAUACCUAUAUUUUGUGAUAAUUUUUGAAUAGGCAAACAAUUUUUUGCAACAGAAAACUCCAGAAGAACUCAGAAUUCUGAAGAUCCAAGUUUUCUGAAAAUUUUGAGUUCAAAUUUGACUGAUUUUUGUAAACCUAGAUCUUAUGAUUUUCUUGAAAUCCCCGUAAUUUUCUCUUCCAAAAAAUCCCAAAUUUCCAGCCCCCAUACGCUCCUCGUCUCAUCGUCCUCGCAUUGGUUUUGCUGUUCUUCCUCCACAUUUUCUGGACCUUCAUCAUUGUUCGAAUCGCAUUACGAACAACUCGAGGAGGACAAGCGAAAGAUGUCAGAUCGGAUUCGGAUUCGGAUUAUGAUGAAGAGGAAAUUGCGAGAAGAGAGAGGAAACGAUUGUUGAAACGAGGUGGAAAUAAGGUUGGACAUUUUUAUUAUCCUAUAACUUCAAAAAUUCAAAUUUCCCGCCGAAAUUAACCCCGGGAAGUUGAAAAAUUCAAAAUUACAACCUAGAAUUUGAAGAUGCGCUCUAUUGAAAAUUUGGCGGAUCUUCAAAAAAAAACACAGACUUGUUUGAAAAUUUGAAUUUUUAAAGUUCUAACUCAAAAUAUUCCACAUUUUCUACCUCAAAACUUCAAACAAACAAAAAAGUUGCAAAUAAUCCCUCUUUUUUUGACACCAAAAAUCAUAUUUCAUUCUAGAUCCCUUUUCUAAAGUCUAAAUGGCUUUUCAUGCUUUUUCAAAAAUGUAAAGUUCCACGAUGCAAGAAGAUAAAACUUCGAAGAUCGUUGUUUUUUUCCUGGAAAAUAAAGAAGAAAGUACAUUUCACUAAUUAGAAGACCUCUCUCGUAAAAUUUACACUUGACAAUUUUUAUGGCCAGGGAGGCUGGGAAAAUAAAUUUGAAAUUUUUGAGAAAAUCUGGAUAAAUCUUGAGAAAAUCUUCUACAAUACUGUUAACUUCUGAGAAAAAAUCAGGAUUUUACAUUCAAAAUUUAAUUCCAGGUCUCGCCAACAGUUUCGGCUGAAGAUUCAUCGGAUGAAGAAGAGGAAAAAGCGAAAUCGGCCGGAAAAACUCGUCAAAGACGUGCUCCGCGUAGAGAAUAA